Molecule: messenger RNA, 2136 nt
Organism: Chanos chanos (milkfish)
Lineage: Eukaryota; Metazoa; Chordata; Actinopteri; Gonorynchiformes; Chanidae
Gene: maza
Product: MYC-associated zinc finger protein a (purine-binding transcription factor)
Exons: 8
Coding region: 36-1481 (481 amino acids)
Biological process (GO): regulation of transcription by RNA polymerase II
Cellular component (GO): nucleus
Molecular function (GO): sequence-specific DNA binding; DNA-binding transcription factor activity, RNA polymerase II-specific
Source: RefSeq, a predicted model, not a curated record
UCACUGCGUGCACAGUUUCAUCAUUGCAAGUCAAUAUGGAUGCUGCUUGGAGCAAUUUCCUGUUUCAGACCACACCUUCACAAAGCCAAACUGAGACAACUCUCCAAUCAGAUCUUCUCCCAGAGCUGACAGACACUGCCCAGAGCCCGCCCACAGAACACAUAGUCUCGCCUCCUUCCACAGUGGACACAGCAGCACUGAAUGAAGAGCCUGUCCCAGUAAAACCCGUAUCCCGUCCUCCCCGUCCUGCCCACAUCUGCUCUAUAUGUAACAAGCAGUUCAAGAACAGUUACAACCUGAGACGCCAUCAGUCCGUCCACACCGGCGUGAAAAUGAAGACCCGCGAGAAGGAGGACGGGACGAAGACGGGCGGACGGGUGGAGAGACAGACGGUCCCUCUCUCUCUCCUCCAGCUCUCCAUCCCGUCCACUCUCUCCACCGUCACUGACCCGCUGACCCAUCCCUCCCCGCUCGGCAGUCAGCAGGUGGAGACCGUUGCGGUGUCCAUCGCCACGGCAACCGUUACCAUGGCCGCGCCACAGCCUCUCCCCGCAGCUGUCGUGGUCUCUGCCUCCUUAGUGCCGGCUCCACAAACCAGUAACACCAACGAGAACCCGACCCCUAACCCGAUCCCGAUCCAAAUCCAAGCCGCGGCCCCGGCCCCGACCCCGACCCCGAACCCGAACCCGAACCCGGUGCGGAAGAACCACGCGUGCGAGGCGUGUGGCAAGGCCUUCCGGGACGUGUAUCAUCUGAAUCGACACAGGUUGUCCCACUCUGACGAGAAACCCUAUUCCUGCCCAAUCUGCCAGCAGCGGUUUAAGAGAAAGGACCGCAUGAGCUACCACGUCCGGUCGCAUCAGGGCGGCGUCGAGAAACCGUACGUCUGUCCCCACUGCGCCAAAGGCUUUUCACGGCCAGAUCAUCUCAACAGUCACGUAAGGCAGGUGCACUCCACAGAGAGGCCUUUUAAGUGUCCGACGUGCGAGUCUGCGUUUGCCACAAAAGACCGACUGCGCGCUCACAUGAUCCGACACGAGGACAAGGUUCCGUGCCACAUCUGCGGCAAGCUGCUGUCACCCGCUUACAUCACCGAUCACAUGAGGGUCCACAACCAAUCACAGCAUCACGUCUGUCACCUGUGCAAUCGCAGUUUCACCACACUUAACUACCUGCGGGUGCACGCUCAGAAACACCACGAGCAGGAGUGGAAGGAGAGCGGGGGCAUGCGGGGUGCUUUCGGGGGUGUGGGGGCAGGGGGCGUGCUGCUGUGCCAGCUGUGCGGGGUGCACUGCAAGACACCUACUCAGCUCCAGGGUCACAUGGCCACGCACGCCGCCCAGCAGGCCACGCCCGUCCCAAUCAGCACCAGCACCAGCACCGACACCGGUACUGUCACGGGCACGGCCGUCCCCAGCACCGCCACCGUGGGCUUGCUGGUGACUGACUGCUCCAGCAUCGCUCAACAACCCCACAGCUAGAACCCCGCCCCCCUGUGGGGCGGGCCCAGGGUGGGGCUGGGCGAGGUGGGGGAGUGGCCUGGAGCAGCAGCAAAGCAGUUAAAACCAGCGAGAACUGCUGUGUGGACCCAAGUGAAACAGUCGCUAUGGAAACUCUAACCGCCCAACACCGCCCUCCCUAGUCCACCCCUGACCUUGACACUAGUCCACAACAUCCAACUUAAAUAAGUGGGAAUUUUUUGAAUGCAGGGAACUCGAGAGAGGCCAUCGAGUCAUUUCAACAUGUUCACUACAGACAGCUUAACUAACUAUCCCAACCGACAGCGUUUAAAGAUCUGUCAGAACCACUUGUAUGCGGUCCCGCGUGGUCUGAUCCGGUCUUUCAAAGGAUAACACGUGAAACGUGUGAAGAGUUAAUGGACUAAGUGAUUGGGACGUUGGUUAGUGACAUUGGGCGAGACCUUCAAGAGAAAUUUAUAGUUUAUAAAGUAUAUUCAGACUUCCCCAAGUUCUUGGUGGAUUCAGCAAGAUGAAAGCAGUAUUCGCUGAUGUCCAAUCGUCAAGGCGCCGUCACCCGUGGAUGAGAGGAGUCAUACCUUCCCUUUUUUUUCCACAAAUUAAUCUGUUUCGUCAAAAUGUAUAAUGAUUUCUAGAAAUAUCAGCAUUCACUCAUUUU